Messenger RNA from Rotaria sordida, 856 nucleotides. Lineage: Eukaryota; Metazoa; Rotifera; Eurotatoria; Philodinida; Philodinidae. The record is from the annotation of a GenBank genome assembly.
UGAUAAUGAACAAAUCUGGAUAAUUAAAAUGCAAUUAGCAGAAGAUGAUAAUCAUGCUUUGAAGAAGCUUUUCAAUCAAUUGAAGGCAGAUUAUGGAGGUGGUGAGAAUGAAACUAAUCUUCAAUCUUUCGGUGAUGUACUGCAACAUAUGGGAAAAUAUGAUUCGGCAGAGAAAAUAUAUUCCGAUCUACGCAAAACGUAUUCUCCUGAUGAUACAUCAUUUUCUCAUUUAUGUUUCUCAUUUGGUAUGCUAUAUAAAGAAAGAAAGGAUUAUGAUCGUAGUCUACAAUGGUUUCAGAGAGCGUUGGAUAGAAAAAUUCGUACGGAACCAUCUGAUUUUGUCUACAUUGGUGGUCUAUACUGUUGUAUUGGGAAUAUUCAUAUGGAAAAGAAUGGUUAUAAUGAGGCAAUAAAAUGUUAUAAUACAGCAAUGGAUUACUACAAGUGCGCGAAUGCUACAAAUCAUCCAUAUGUAGCUUCUUUGUAUCAUGGUAUUGCUCGUAUUUGUUAUGCUCAAAAGCAAUAUUCAGAUGCAUUGGACUAUUAUCAACGUUCAUUGGCUAUUCAACAGGAGCAUUUACCUUCAAAUCAUCCAGAUAUGGCUAUAAAUCAUACUGGCAUAGGUGAUGUUUAUCGUAGUGUUGGCAAAAUGAAAUCAUUACCUCCUCAACAUCAAGACAUUGGUUCAAGUUAUAAAAGCAUUGGUCUAUUAUAUGAGACAAUGAAUAAUUUGAAAGAAGCAUUAGAAUAUUAUAAAAAAGCAGAGAGUAUCUAUCGUCAAUCAUUGUCCGCUCAACAUUCAAAUGUAGUUGAAAUUGCUAAAGACAUUCAACGUGUGAUAUCAAAACUGAAAUAA